Priapulus caudatus is the source of this 2901-nucleotide messenger RNA. Its product is annotated as neuralized-like protein 2. Gene Ontology annotation, biological process: intracellular signal transduction. Lineage: Eukaryota; Metazoa; Priapulida; Priapulimorpha; Priapulimorphida; Priapulidae. The record is from RefSeq and is a predicted model, not a curated record. Gene Ontology annotation, molecular function: ubiquitin protein ligase activity. The transcript has 3 exons. Bases 715 to 1587 code for a protein of 290 amino acids.
UCAUAUUUAGGAAUAUUCUUGGUUGAUUACGUAUACAACAUAUUGGCAUAUGUCAUUUUGUAUGAAAAUAUAAGCGAUGUGUGAACGGCAGUAGGUUAUGCUAACGCCGUGAAACGCGCCCAUGAACAAAAAAACAAACGUGCGCUGGCGAAGCAGUCCGAGCCGACGCAGACCCCAGUAAUAAUGAGCCAGUAAUAAACCCGCACCCUCAGAUUAGCAAAGCGAAGUUAUAACGUCUGCAUUUGCAGACAAGCGAAGCACCAGCACUGCCACUACUGCACUAAUAGUAGUAGUAGUACUAGUAGUAGUACUACAGUACAGACAGAGCAGACGGUGAAGAGGUCUCUUGUACUGGCACUGUGAUUAGUACAGCCUGUGGCCUGUACUAGCCCUUCGCUCCGUCACAGACAGGCAGGUGAACCUGCGCACGUCGAUGUGAUGGAUCAGACUGCAACGUGACAGAUCGCAGCUUUCCCCGGCAGCGUCGUAACCGCAUUCUUGCUACGGGAUGCUGGAACGCACGCCGGUCCACGCUAGCAUCCUUCCAUCGCAUGAUAGCCGACAAAAUACUCGCGCAGCAGCGACAGCAGCAGCAGCCGAGACUCACCUCGCCUCCUCGUCGUCGUCGUAGCGACCCACACGCCGCAGGCGGCGCGCACUCGCCAGGAGGGGGCGCCGCUAGCGAGUGCGCGCCACGCUCGCAUCGUUAGCGCGAUGCCGAUCGUACGUUUCCACGGCUACCACGGCGAGAACAUUGAGCUGCUGGAUAAUGGCACGGUGGCGCACCGCAAGUCGAGCUUUGCGCACGCGGUGACCUUCAGCGAGAAGCCGCUCUACCCCGGCGACAUCUUCCUCCUCGAGAUCGAACGCAACGAGCGAGGCUGGAGCGGAUACAUGCGCCUCGGCCUCACGCAGCACGACCCCAACUUCCGCUUCCCGCUGCCGCAGUUUGCGCUGCCGGACCUCGCGAACAUGCACGCGCGGCGCUCGUGGAUCUUCGCGGUGACGAAGACGCACAACCGCGUGUGGGUGGACGCCGAUCCGCCGCAGGACGUGUCGCUGCACGACGGCAUGAACCCGCACUACGAGUCGGUGCUCGGCACGGGACCGUACGUCGCGACGACACGCGGCGUGAUCGCGCGCUCCAUGCUGCGGCCGAGCGCGCGCGCGCCGCGCCGACCCAGCGGCGACGACCCCCACCUGCCGGACGUAGACAGUGACUCGAGCGUGGGGUCGGGGUCGAGCGUCGACGUGCUGCAGCGCGCCGGCGGAGGCAGCGUCCUGCCGACGGACAUCGGGAGUCGCAUCGGCGUAAUGUACAUUCCGGCGGGCGAUUACGCGGAGAUGCACUUCAUUAUUAACGGCGAGGACCAGGGGCCGUGCGCGACGGAGAUCCCCCACCGGGAGGCGCCACUGUACGCGGUUGUCGACGUGUACGGCACGACGAAGCAAGUGCGGAUCGUACAGCUUUACGGAGUGACCAGCCUACAGAGCGCCUGUCGAGAAGUGAUUCUACAAUGCACAUCUAACACUGACUGUCUACCGCUACCUAGCAAGCUGAAGGAUUAUCUGCGAUAUCAGGUCUAGAUCUGUGGACUGCCAGUAAAGCGUACUAGUCUGCUUUCUGUUUGGCGCUUUCACGCGCGUCGAUUUAAAAAAAAUUGUGAUUUUUCGAAGAAGUCGGAAAGUUUCGUUGCCGCGUGUUCGCAACGUGACCAAUAUAUGUGUGACUCGUACUUGUCUGCGGAGUAAAAACGACCUAGAUGGUAGUUUAUUCGAGUUUUGUGUUUUUGCGACACGAAUGCGUUUACACACUUUGUUUCGUGCUGUUUUGCGAGGUAAUGCAAACAGUAUUCCUAUUCACAGUAGCAGCUGAAGUGCUGAAUUAAUAAGGUUUAACUCACAGUAAUAGUGCAGGAUGCGUUUGGGAAAUGUGGAAUGAAGGUUCAUCAGAAUUGCAAACAGAUUUGUGUAUGACGGGGAAACCUGUUAUGCUGUUCUGGAAUAAAGCCAAUUAUCUAACGCCGGCGAAACACCGUGUUACUCUGUUACGGCACAACACACCGACUGCAACUACACUGUAACUAUACCAGUAGUUACUACUUAUAGUAUGCUGAUCCUUAACUAUACGUAUUACUAAUACAGAAAUAUAUUCUGUGCGCUAGUUCUUUGACACGUUUGCAUUUCUAAGGCUGUUAGCACUGUCACACACUAAACCUUUGAUCGCUAGUGAGCAUUUAUGAACCCGCCCCGUGUUUUUCUCAAUCCGAAAUUUCAGUUUAUCUCAUUGGGUUAUCUCAUUAUGUUUCUACUAGCGUUUUUUCUGCAUCUCAGGAACUGGUUUGGGGUACAUUCGUCCACUGUCAGGCAAUGUAUGAUCGAAAUGCAUCGGAUUUUAACCACGGGCCUGAAAAUGGGUUUAAUGAGGUCGUACGUUAUGAGGAGUGUUCUGCUAUUGUACCAUUUAUGCUAGGCGUAAUUAUGGUAAAUUUAGUAUCGUAUGCUCACGGUGUGAUAUGGAAAGUGUGAGAGUGAUGGUUAUAACUCGGUAUUUUGUUAACCGGUGAGAUAUGUUUGGUACAGAAUUGUAGGUUGUUGAGAUUGGCAUUACCUUGUUGAGUGAGAUGUGAGUCUGUGUCCAUGCCAUCAACACAGAGCUGCUGUCUACACAGCCCUAGGAGCGACGUUGCGCGUAUGAUGUGUGUAAUACUGGAAUUUGUACAUAUAUGCCUGCCUGUAAAUAGCUUUGAUUCUCCCUAUAUAUUCAAGGAUUAAUUUGAAGAAAAAUUGAUUGAGCUCUACGAUGGCAUUCAUGCCCUGUUUCUUGCAGCGUGUGUUUGUGCGUGCGUGCAUGGGCGUCCGUGCAUGCGUUCGUUCGUACGUGCGUGUGUGCGUGCGUGC